This is a messenger RNA of Liolophura sinensis, 717 nucleotides long. RefSeq lists its product as uncharacterized. Bases 1 to 717 code for a protein of 238 amino acids. The transcript is spliced from 5 exons. The record is from RefSeq and is a predicted model, not a curated record. NCBI's taxonomy places the organism in Eukaryota, Metazoa, Mollusca, Polyplacophora, Chitonida, Chitonidae.
AUGUCUGUGUUGUGGGACAGUCUGGAGAAAUUUGAAGUGACGUAUGUGAAGAGAUGCAAAGUGAAGAAAAAGAAAAAAGUCGACCUGAUGAAGGUAGUGAGAACACACAUCUUUUGUGGACAGCUUUGCAAGAACUGUGAGUAUGGAUGCGAUAAAGAAACAGAAUUAUGCACCGGAAAGUGUAAUCCUGGCUGGGAUGGUCCCACUUGCUCGAGACGAAAUGUGGCGUUAGGACAAAGAACGACGCAGUCUUCGGUUUAUACCGAAUUAGGUUUCAGCUUCGUCUCCAGGCUCGCUGUUGACGGUAGGACUGGACAUAUGUUUUUCAACAAACCGUAUACAUGUUCUCACACCGAAACAAAUCCGCAACCCGCAUUCUGGACAGUUACGCUCGAUGGAGAGUACAGCGUCUACAGGUUCAGGAUAUAUAACAGGAAUGAUGUGAACUGUUCAUUGUGUUAUCGCCGACUUAACGGCUUUACCCUAUCCGUGGGUAGCUCCUCCCAGAAUUACAAGGACUGUUACCACGACACCACCACAGCCCAAUCAGGUCCCGGGAACAUCAUUACCAAAACUUGUGUAAAUGGUCCUAUAUUUGGAAACACUGUGAAGAUUAUGAUAACUAAUUCCGAAGCCCUUACUCUCUGUGAGGUACAGAUUUUCGCUUUUUCCACAUGUGAGGAAAGCCAUGAGGUCAGCUUGCUACAAGUAAACUAG